Messenger RNA from Arctia plantaginis, 4452 nucleotides. Lineage: Eukaryota; Metazoa; Arthropoda; Insecta; Lepidoptera; Erebidae. The record is from the annotation of a GenBank genome assembly.
AUGUCGGUUAUCGUGAAAAGGACUAUAAGAGGUGAAGCAUGGUGCGUGGUGGUUUUAUCUGUUAUCGCAAUGGUCAUUCUAGAAGUCACCGCACUAAAUGGACCAAAUGUCUGCAUGGUGAAACAGAAGUACAAUAUAACGAAGAGAGUGAAGUACCGAGCUCCGAUGUCUGUCAGAACUUAUGAAUGGUGCUUCUCCAUGCCACCGAGAUGCUCGAAGUGGAACACAGAGAUGAGAGACUUAACAAGACUUGAGACAGAAGAACGAACUGCAGAAGUAGCAGUAUGCUGUCCAGGUUACAAAAUGAGAGAUGUUUCUUGCGUACCAAUCUGUCCUAAUGGAAAGACAGGCCGCGGGUGUUUAGAAGAUUGUCCAGAUAACAAAUGGGGACCAAACUGCAUCCACGAAUGCCAAAGAUGUAAGAACGGUUUUUGUUCACCCAUAACCGGUGAAUGCGAGUGUCUGGAUGGAUGGCAAGGUGAGAGUUGCGACACAAGCAUGCCACCCACGAUUUCAACUACAUCAUUAGAAGAAUUACUAACAACACUCACUACUAAAACUUCAACCUUUAAAACAACACCUAAAAUGACAACUACUAGCACAGUUGCUAGUACAGUUGCUAGUGCUGUUGCUAAGACAGUUACAGUUGCUGAUGCUCCUACUGUAUUAGUAACCAUUCCAACAUCAAUUAAAUUGGACAAAAUAUCAACCAGUCCGUCAACAACUAAGCUAACAGCACCACAAGCAACUGUUGCUAGUACGUCAACAACAACCACUAUGGCCACCACAACAGUAACCAGCACUACAGGAAUGUUGAUUACCACAGAGAGAAAAGUUGAAAUGACAAAACCUACGGUUGCGACAACAGAAAUAACUAAAUUACCUACAACAUCCAACAUUACGAAGUUAAUCAUGACCAGCACAUUGAAAAGCAGUGCUGCUGCUGAGGAUAUUAAAGCGCAGAUAUUCUUUAAACCCCUUAGUACUACUACAGAAGCAACAGAUGUUAAUAAAUUAACAGAGCCCCGAAUAGCAAUAAAAGUUAUACAAAAUAUGAACAAGGAACAGGAAGAAGUUGUUACUCUCACAGAAACUCCAAAACCAAUAAUUACUUCCACAUCACAGAAAGAAAUUAUAUACAAAACGGAAACAACUAGAAAAGAAAUCAUAAGCAAAGGUAAUCCCACCACCCCAAAAUUUAAACCAAAAGAAAUAUGGAUUCGACCAGCUCAAAAAAGUGAAUCUCCUAUGGUAGAAACAAAGAUAAAAAUGAAUUACGACAUUCCUAGGUACAGAAGCGCUAAUAACAGAGAAGUGAUGCCAACCAGUACUACUCCGAAGACUAUAAUUGUCUCUAUAAUACCUACAUCUGUAUCUUACUCAACAUUUAAAAAGAUAGCUUUAACAGCUUCAUAUUUAUCUAGUAAGAAUAGUACAACUAAAAAAUCAUAUAAUAAAACAGAUUAUGGCUUAACCACUACACCAAUGUUGGCUGUAACACUAAAACCCUUGACAAAAUUGCGCACAUCAACAAAGAAAGCACUAUUUCCUAUAGCAAAUGAUACAAGUACUAAAAUACCAUUGAGUACGUCUGUAACUUCCAAAGUAACUAUAGUUACUCCAGAAACAAUGCCUUUGGGAAUAUUUGCAACUACACUUCCUAUUAAUAAAACUAACAGCAUGGUGACUGAAAAUAACAAGGGGACUUCAAUUUCUGUAACAGCUACUUCUAUUAAUAUAUUGCAUACUACACAGAAAUGGAAUGAUUUACUUACAAAUUUAACUAAUAACUAUCUCAAAAUUUCGACUACAAUACAUCCUACAACAGAAAGAACUACACAACAUUUUGAGAAACAAGCAACCUUUCGAAAAAAUGAGAAUACUUCUUCCGUAACAAAACAAUAUAAAACGACUAAUCUUCCAAAAGUUUUUGAAAAAAAUAUUACAACGGUAAAUGCUACUAAUAAUCACAUCAAAGUGACUACCGAUGAUCCUAUAGAUGAUGAAGAAUUUCAUAUUUUGACAGAGCCUGAACAUAUAACUGCAGUCAUGGGAGACAAAGGUACUGAGAGAUCAUCUGUUGACUUGAUAUCAGUGAUAAGUAUAGCAGGAGGGGUAAUGAUGGCUGUCAUCACAGUGGCAGUAGUUAUUGUAAUGAUAGAAAGGUGCAAGAAGCCAAGGUAUGAGGAUGUGAGAAAAAUUAAUGAUAUAAGAAUGCAAGUGAUGAUUGAUAACAAUGAUGUACCGCCGCCUUAUGUGAGGAGCAUCUUUCAUACACCACUUCCUGAGCCACCUGCAUCUGAAAAAUGUCACUACCAACCAAUAUCAACAUUAGACAGAAAUUUAAAACAAUUCAUGAGACCAGUCGUCGUACAAACGAUAUCACCUAUAAUGCUGGAAAAUUUCAGAGGAAUUUUAGAAUGUCACUAUGAUCAUUUGCCAAGGAGGAGCAAUGAUUUCGGAACGAUACAAACUCAGUCAUCAGCAGCGCCAUCUAUAAAUGAUUGUAAUGAACUACGACAGCUGCGAGCUAGUGUAACUGAGUCUGCAAUAGAAGCAAUGAAGUGUGAAGCUAAACUUGAUGUAAUAGAUAGCACCACUUCUGAGCCUUUAUAUGCCGAAAUUCCUUGUUGGAGACCUCCAUCAGAAUAUGCAAUUGAAAUUCUAAAUAUGAAUGGAGAAGCGUUAAAAAUGCAUUUCUUUCUACUAUGCACGAUAGUAAGUUGUGCCAUCGCAAGUCCACAAUAUGUUAAGAGUAGAUACUCAGGGGUCAAAGGCGGAUAUAACGGACCAAGUUAUCAGCAUGGAGAGAAUCUCAUAGGAUACAACAAUACGCAGCCUAAUUAUCCCGGAUACAAUGGAUACAAUAACACGCAGCCAGGUUUUGGCGUAUACUACCCAGGUAAUAACCUGUUGCAACCCUUUAACUAUGAAAAAGGAGUCUGUUAUAUUGAAGUUCCAACUGCAAGCCUUGCCAAGGAUCCUGCUCACGUCCCAGCUGGCAAUGGCUCCCGUGCUGACCUAAGUCGCAUUAGAACAUGUUGCAAGGGCUACAUCAAAAACAUACACAACUAUAGAAUUUGCGACCCGGUGUGUACCAACGAGUGUAUUAACGCUCUCUGUACCGAACCCGAGGUUUGCAGCUGCUUCCCACAACACGUGAAAAACUUGGCAGGAAUUUGCAUACCCACUUGUCCUAUUGGCUGUCAAAAUGGACAAUGUGCUGGAGGUGAAUGCAUCUGCAAGGAUGGGUACAGAUUAGACUCUGAAAGCAAGUUUUGUAUUCCCGUUUGCAGAGAAAAUUGUGGAGGAAUAGGUAAUUGCACCGCACCAAACACCUGUGAAUGCAAAAAAGGCUAUACGUCCAGCCCUCAGGGUUCAUGCAAGCCCCACUGCGAUCGUUGCGGUACUUUCUCUCAGUGUGUAGCCCCCAACGAUUGCCAGUGUCUCCCUGGAUAUUCAAAGAAUCAACAAGGUCAUUGUAUUCCACAAUGUGCUAAUAACUGCCUACCAAACGGAAGAUGUGUAGCUCCAAAUAAGUGCGACUACCCGAUUACCACUACAACUACAAUUAAACCCAUCGGCCAAUACCCUUACGGAGUACAUAAUGUGCCUCUAUAUCCUAAUGCCUACCCAAAUACAACAAGAGCUCCAAACUCUGCAGGCCAGCAAUAUCCUGGUAACCAACAAUCGAACUAUCCUGGAAAUCAACAAUCGUACUAUCCUGGCUAUCAACCAGGCCAAUCUUAUCCAGGCUACCCUAAUAAUCAGAAUUCAAACUAUCCUGCAAAUCAUCCUUCUAAUACCCCAGAUCAACAGACUAACAAACCCAACUCUCAGCCUAUAUAUUACAACCCUGGCCAACAACCUAACAACUAUCCUGGCAGUCAACAAGGCUAUUAUGACCAACAGCAUCCCGAUAACCCAGAUAAUCAACAAUCCAAUUCAAACCUACCUUCGGCUAAUUCUAACUAUCCCGCUGGACAAUAUUAUCCCACAAAUCAGUACCCCGGCAAUCAACACUACUAUCCGCAGUAUCCGAAUCAACAACAGGGUAAUAUCCCCAGUAACAACCAGUAUUCAACGUAUACCUCUCACCAACAAGGACAGCAAGUAUACCCAGAUAGUCAAGUUGAAAAUUUUGAGACAUUAUGUUCGAAGCCUUGUAUUAAUGGCAAUUGUAUCGGAACUGACAAAUGUGUUUGCAACGACGGGUACAUUCUCGAUGAAUCUGAUCCAGCAGUCAGUAGAUGUAAACCACACUGCGCAGGCGGUUGUCCUAAUGGAGUGUGUUCCUCCCCAAAUUUCUGUAUAUGCAACCAGGGAUAUUACAAGGACCACAGCGUAAAGGGCCGUGCUAACUGUGUCAAACGCAUUAGACGAUCUGCCCCCGUGGCAAAUGUCGCCGACCUCCUAGUCUUUGAAAUACCUGACUAUGAUAUUGAAUUGUGA